This is a messenger RNA of Aspergillus homomorphus CBS 101889, 3072 nucleotides long. Its product is annotated as Rad4 family protein. The record is from RefSeq and is a predicted model, not a curated record. Gene Ontology annotation, cellular component: XPC complex; nucleus; nucleotide-excision repair factor 2 complex. Gene Ontology annotation, biological process: nucleotide-excision repair; mismatch repair. The coding region runs from base 100 to 3072 and encodes 990 amino acids. The transcript is spliced from 2 exons. Lineage: Eukaryota; Fungi; Ascomycota; Eurotiomycetes; Eurotiales; Aspergillaceae. Gene Ontology annotation, molecular function: single-stranded DNA binding; damaged DNA binding.
ACCCCUUCCUACUCCUCCUUUCCUUCCAUUACAGUCAAUCUCAUACAUCUAGCAAAUCUCCCAAUUGAUUCCCCACGAAAACCCCCAUCAAUUGCGUGCAUGCCCCCCUUCGUCUCGCGCAAGCGUGUCUCCGACGAGGAUCCGCCCGCGCCCAAACGUCAUAAUGCGACACCCGCCAUCGCCGCCGCGACGGUUCUCGAUAACGACUCCGACUCCUCCUCCACCGAUUCCUCCUUAAGCGAUGUUCCCGAAGACCUACAAGAAACCCCCAAGCCAGCCGUCAUUAACGAUUCCGAUGAUGACAGCAGCAGCAGCGAGUCGGAGGAAGAGGAGGUCGAUUGGGAGGACGCCUUCGAGUCCGAGCCCGCCAGCGCCGCCACACCGGUGACGCCGUCGAUGCUGGCCCCAGACCACCAGCACCAACACCAAGACCUGGAACUGACACUCGACAAGAACGAAGUGCACCUGGCCGACAUCGUCGAGAGCAAGAAGCCGCCGUCCAAGAUCGAGCGCCAAAUCCGCAUCAACACCCACUGCCUGCACGUGCGCUUCCUGCUCUACCACAACGCGCUCCGCAACGCCUGGGCCAACGACCCCAAACUUCACGAGAUCCUGCGCCAUAACCUCCCGCCCGCCCUACACAAGGAGGUCAAGAAAUGGCGGGUGGCGUCGGGGCUGGAGCUGCCGGAGAAGCCCCCUCCAAGCAAGAAACAAACCAGAAACAAGGGCAAGGGCAAGGGCAAGCAAGGUAGCAGUCGGCGGUCGGAGCGGGAUUGGACGGAGGGCUCGGAGCGCCUGGAGCCAGGACAGCCGGACAUGAGUCGCGGUGACCCGAUCAUCCCGCUCCUGAAGGUCCUGGCCGCGUACUGGAAGAGGCAGUUCAAGAUCACCGCCCCGGGUUUGCGCAAACAGGGGUAUCGACCAAUGGUGCAGCUGGAAGCGCAGAUUGCCUCCUUCCACAAGGACGAACACGACCCGGUCAUCCACGGCGAGCGGAUCGCGGACCUCGACGAGUUCCGCCAUGCGGCCGAGCACAUGCAGGGCUCGCGCGACGUCGGCGCGCAGCUGUUCACGGCGCUCCUCCGCGCCCUCGACAUUGAAGCCCGACUCGUAGCCAGUCUCCAGCCUCUCGGGUUCGGGUGGACUAAAGCCGAGAUGUUCACGCCGAAGCCCACCAAGGUCAACCGCGAGCCCACGCUCGACGCAGUGGCCGAGACCGACGAAGUGAUCGGCCUCGAGUCCGACAGCAGCAGUAGCAGCAACGAAGCCGAGACGAAGUCAUCGUCUCGCGGGAGCAGCAAGAACAACCCGAAGGGUUACGACCGUGACCUCCCCUUCCCGAUCUAUUGGACGGAGGCGGCAUCCCCAAUCACGCACGAGAUCAUCCCGGUGGACGCACUCGUUCUCCCGAACGCGGUAGCCACGACGCCGGAGCUACAAGCAGCGUUCGAACCACGGGGCGCCAAAGCCGAGAAGGCCAAGCAAGUGAUCAGCUACGUGAUCGCAUACUCGGCAGACAAAACAGCCAAAGACGUGACGACGCGCUACCUACGACGACGGACCUGGCCAGGCAAAACAAAGGGCUACCGGAUGCCGGUAGAGAAGAUCCCAAUCCCCAGCGGCCGGCCCAACACCAAGACCCGCCGACCGAAAACCGUCAUCACGUACGACUGGGCGCGCGUGGUCCUACGCAUCUACGAACGCGCCCCGCAGCAACAAACGCCCGUUGACGCCCUCGAAAACAGCAAAGACCUGGUGCCAAAACAGCCAGAAAAGAAAGCCCAAACAAGCGCCAACCCACCAGACACACUCCAAAGCCUGCGCACCUCGCCGGACUUCAUCCUAGAACGCUUCCUCCGGCGCGAAGAAGCACUCAAACCGGGCGCGCAGCACGUCCGCACCUUCACAACCGGCAAAGGCGCUCAACGUAAGACCGAAAACGUAUACCUGCGCACAGACGUGGUACGCUGCCAAUCGGCGGAAAGCUGGCACAAGGAAGGCCGGCAGAUCAAACCGGGGCAGACACCGCUGAAACACGUGCCCAUCCGCGCGGUCACGUUACAGCGCAAGCGCGAAGUGGACGAGUACGAGCGCGAGACGGGCGAAAAGCCGAAACAGGGGCUCUACGCGCGGUACCAGACCGAAUAUAUCAUCCCGGCCCCGAUCGUCGACGGCGUGAUCCCCAAGAAUGACUACGGGAACAUCGACUGCUUCGUACCGAGCAUGGUGCCCGCUGGCGCCGCGCACAUCCCCUGGCCUGGCACGGUGCGCAUCUGCAAGAAGCUGGGGAUUGAUUAUGCGGAGGCGGUGACGGGGUUCGAGUUCGGGUCUAAGAUGGCGGUCCCGGUCAUUCAGGGUGUGGUGGUUGCCGCCGAGAAUGAGGGGCUGGUUAAGGAUGCGUGGCGCGUUGAGGAUGAGGAGAAGCGGAGGAAGGAGGCGAGGAAGGCGGAGGCCAGGAUCUUGCAGACCUGGCGCAAGUUUUUGUUCGGCUUGCGGAUCGCUCAGCGCGUGCGCGAGGAGUAUGGCCCUGAGGAGGGUGAUCGCGAGAAGGAGACUUCUAAUCCUUUUGCUAAGCGGAGGGCGCCGCCUGAGAAUAGUCCCGCUGGUGCUACGCCGGCCGCGGGGGAUUAUCAAGGUGAUACCGAAGGCGGCGGAUUCCUCCUCCCAGGGCAAGACGAACACGGCGAAGAGACUGACCGCGGCGGCGGGUUCCUGCUUCCCGGUCACGAGGGCGACGACGACGACGAGAAGCUGAUUAUCGUCCACCAACGUCGGAACCGGGCCACGCCGCCUCUUGCUACGGCUGGUGAUAGUGACGCGAUUGCUGCUACAGAUGAUGACAGCGAUGACGAUAUCAGCGAUGCUUCUGGCCCCGGCACCAUUCAGGCAGAUGCCAUCUCGCUCAGCUCCGGCUCCAGCUCCGAAGACUUGUCGCCUCCGCCGGAUGAGAUUCCGGACUCUGAGGAUGAGGAGUUCGUUGCAGAAUAUAAACCGCCGCCGACACGUAGACGUACGCGUGGAGGAGGGAGAGGGAGGGGUAGGGGUAGGGGCAGGGCUAGAGGAAGAUCAUGA